Molecule: messenger RNA, 4113 nt
Organism: Fibroporia radiculosa
Lineage: Eukaryota; Fungi; Basidiomycota; Agaricomycetes; Polyporales; Fibroporiaceae
Exons: 10
Coding region: 1-4113 (1370 amino acids)
Source: RefSeq, a predicted model, not a curated record
AUGGAGCGGCGGCGAAAGGCUCUCCUGAAGGAGCAUCCUGAGUGGGGCCAGGCUCCCGCUCCAGUCGGUGUUCCUCGCAAACCAAGGCCGCAAAGACCUGUAGGCAGUACGCCUCUAUUUUCUCCAGACAGCCUCCCGAUCUCUAGACAGAGCGACGCACAAUCGGACAGACCCACAGCUCCCAGUGGAGUAGCGGAAUCCCAGUGCGCGCCACAAACCACAUCCCUCAAAGGCACACUCUCGUUUACGACGAAAGACUGGACACUGAACAUGCUGCUCCAAAACGGUAAACGCUUCAAACAGGUCCCUCGAGUAUCUGUGCUAGAUGGAGCCGAUAACAUGCAACGCGCUUUGGAGGAGCACGAGAUGCAUGGAACCCCCCUCAUAAUCGAGGGAUGGCAGGAGAGUGUAAAUUGGUCCACUAACCUCUUUAGUCCCGAAUGGCUGCUGGACCAUCACGGGUCUGACACUAUAUCUAUACGUAAUCUCCAUGAUCGAACCGACAAGGACGUCCAACUUGCCGACUUUUUAAAACAGUGCCGCAGUCUACCGUCCUUUACGACUGUCAAUGAAACCGAGCGGCCUUACGGAAAAGACAUGGUAUGUCCUCCACAAUGGAAGAAAUGGUUGGAUACCGAGAGCCUUCUGCCCCGAAAACUACUUCCACUAAGUCCUGGGGACCUUUUUAGACACCUUCCUGCAUCAGAAAGUGUCGAGUCGCUUAUGUGCUAUCUUGGCAUUGGUGAUACCUAUACUCCCUGUCAUAAGGAUCUAUGUGGCUCUUCAGGACAAAACCUCAUGUGCUACACCGAGAAUGGCGGCUCAUCAUUCUGGUUUAUGACUGCCUCUGAUGCUGCGCAGGACGUCUCCGACUACUUUCAACGUGAGUUGGGCCAGGAGCUCGAUUGGGAAACACACGUCAGCAGCGUCCAGGAGUUUGCCGACGCACCAUUUGAUGUGUAUAUUGCCGAACAGAGGUUCGGAGAUUUGGUGCUGGUACCGCCUAGAUGCUGUCAUCAAGUCGUAAAUCAUGGAGGGUUAACGAUGAAGUUAUCGUGGUCGAGGAUGACCGUCAAGGGAAUAGCACUAGCACUUCAUCACGAACUGCCCAUUUACCAACGCGUUGGUCGCUCAGAACUUUACCGUGUUAAAUCGAUCUUGUAUCGCUCUCUUCUUUACUUCACAGAUGAUUUGAAAAUGUUAUCUCGUAAAGGACCGCGUAGAAGAAGAGAGAUGGAGCCUGUUCAAUGCAAUCCUAUGCGAAUACUUCUCCAGGAUCGAAAUAAGGCGGUUCGCCUACUGUUAGACAUUAACCCCGAGCAAUAUGGGAACCUCAAAGAGGAGCUGACUUUCACAAGCGACUUGACUUCGGAUCAUCAUCCCAUGAUAUUUUCGGCGGCUUGUAUUCUGUAUAAUUUGCGCAUAGCGAAUAGUAGGAAGUCGGGCAUAGCGCGUUCCUGUAGGGGUCAUGGUGCGCAUGGACACGAAGUUCCUGCAGAUAGUCUUCUGUACUGCUCCUUCUGCCAUGGUUCGAAGUGCUUUGAGCACAUUCUAGCAAUUGGCAUACAUGCUGCUGAAGCCCUCGUUGUGCAGCACAUGGAGGAUAUCCACACCAGCUGGCAUCGGCUACAUGUCGAUAGUCGCAAAGGCCUCGUCCGUGAUAAUGUGCAAGCGAUUUCCUCGGGGAAUCUGUGUAUGAAGGAUCGGCUGGUGCUAAUGGCACAGAGGUAUCGACGAUGCAGACCAGUGUCAGCGAACACACAACAUGGUUGGUAUGAUGUAGAGGAGACUGAGGUGCGCAUGAAAUUGCUUGAUAAGGAUAUGACUGAAGAAAGUGCCUUGGGCGCUAUUCAGGCGGAUGAUGAGCGUCGUAGGGAUUCGGGCUCCACUCAUGGCGUGAUGCCGGUUCCGGUGCAGGAAACGGGACAAGUGCAGCCUGACCUUGAUAAAUCAGACGCCCCUGCGAGCACAGCUCAGGACACCUUUCCAUUUGAUAUAUUUCCUCCGAAUGAAAGCGAACCCAAUACGUACGCGCUCGACUAUCCCUCGAGUCCUCUUACGGAAAUUGACGAGCUUGAGUCUACGUCGGAAGAGGAAGCCUUAUCGACAAGGUUCAAACCCGGCGACAAAAGAGUGCUCUCGCCUUCAAUUGAGGAAGUGGGGAUCCAGUCUGCACCACUCAUUAUUCAUUCUCGGCCUGGCAAAACUAUGAGAUUUGAUCAUAUACUCCUUCCACCGGUGCCCUCGAACGUGUUUCCACUUCCUUUGAAGCGCCCCCAUUCUGUUGUCAAUGAGGAUCCCAAGAAAAAGGUGAAGACAAGUGUAGAAUACCUACCCAAGUCAGCAGGGCAUGAUGAGGAGCCUGACUUGACUCGUAAGCAAGACGGUGAUGAUCCCGUUACAGACGACUAUGCACCGAGUCUUGCAAAUGCAUUGUCUAACGCGGUAGAUCGCAAUUAUAAGACCUCCGACGCAAGCCACAGAUUGGGUUCAAACACUUAUGAGGUUGCCACAGAUACUAUUGCUGCUCACGUCAACUUUUCAAUAAAGAACUUACAAAACAAGAGUCGUCGACCGUCGAUUCCUUCCGAUGACAAAAGUCCAAACUCGUAUUCUGUGCGCAAAGAAUUGAAGGACUCGACCAUACCCCCGCCCACAAUCAAGACACCUUCGCAAGUAGCGCGGCGGUUCUCAUAUCCCUCAAAUAGAAUUUCCCACCGAAAGCGUCCAGUCCAACAACGAGCAGCUCUAGAUAAGGCGCCUUCCACUAAUUCCAAUCGGCUCAAAGGAUGUUCUGGAAAACCACCCGGCAUUCGAGUACAGGACUUCCCUGCGCAUGAAGCAAGGGUGAAGCAAGCAAACUCUUCUGGUGCCUAUAAACUUGCUCGCGUAGAAUCACUGCAUGCUGUUCGCACAGUCAGCACCAAACCCUGGAUCUUGCAGUCCAGUUCUGUCAUUCCGCAGAGUAGCAUUCCAGCUCGCGCUGUGUCACCACCUGACAUCUUGCCAUCUCCGCAUGUCGAUCCCGCCCCACACACUGAGGCUUCUUCAUAUACGUCUUCCCCUCCGAGACCUCAUCGAGCGCUUCAGGCUGAGCAGUCUGGUAGAAUGCCUGCUGAUGUAGGAAGGUUUAAGAACAAGGAUGACGACCAGGAUGACGACCAGUAUGUGGGUCAUGAAACCGAAGUGGAUUAUCAGAUACGACCCACAAAAGGUUCACAUCAACAAACCCAAUGCAACCUUCUUGCAACGCAGGUCAAACGUCUCGAGAGGGAAAAACAUGACAUGGCGCAACAGCUCAUUGGAGCGCACAGACAAAUUGAUGAAUUGAAGCAGGCCCUUAAAAUCGCACAUUUCCAGCAAGCGGAGACAAUGAGUCACAUCAAGCAAGCAUUGGAUAAAAACGAAUCGGCCGAUGCACUCAUGUAUCUUCACGACGAACCUGGGCGCUCACAGGCUCGUGAAUAUAUACCCCAGAGUUCAACGAGUACAAGCAAUAACCAUGGUUCAUUUCACAUGUCCGGUGGAUUGUCUGUUGCAGAUGAGCUGAUGACAAAUGCCGCAGGUGCUCGGGCUCUCGAACAUCUCACUUCUCAUUUUGCCACGAUAUCGCAAGCGCAAGGGACACAUUCAUUUGUUCCCAAUGUGCACAAUCGGAACUUCAAUGUUGUACCUCAAUUUUCGACACAGCUUGUGCUUAAUGGUGCUCCAGUUGGCUUGAACCCAUCAGGUCCCACAAUAGUACGGGGCCCUGGGCCUGAGGUACCUUACAGGAAUUUUACCUCUUGGAUGUCGCCUCAGACACAUGAUGUGGCAUCUAGCAGAGGAAUGCCAUCUGGAGGCCUAUUAAAUCACCAUCGUAGACCAAUGUUCUUCUACUCUCAAAAUGGACCCGACCAUAGUCUUGAUGACGAUGGUCAACGAGAGAGCACUCCGAACUCGGCGUGGCACAACGAUGGGCACCAGAGAGACCUCCAUAGUACCAGUAUAAGCGGUCAUCAUAGCUACCGUCCUUCAGAAAGUCAUGCUGGUGACGGCUCGUCACCCCUUCGUCAUGGAUUGCGCAGACCCAAGCAAGCCUAUGAUGAGACCGACUCUAAGGACGAGACCUAG